Messenger RNA from Ipomoea triloba (trilobed morning glory), 936 nucleotides. Its product is annotated as trihydrophobin-like. The record is from RefSeq and is a predicted model, not a curated record. The transcript has a single exon. Bases 73 to 621 code for a protein of 182 amino acids. Lineage: Eukaryota; Viridiplantae; Streptophyta; Magnoliopsida; Solanales; Convolvulaceae.
CAGCAGAGAGUUCAAUCAACUCACUAAUCAUUUCUCCUUCAAUUCCUAGCUGAUUAAGAUUAGAUUCUUGAAAUGGCUUCAAACCCUAAAUCUUCAGCCACCAUUUUCCUUGCCCUCAACCUUCUUUUCUUUGCUCUCAUCACUGAAACCCAAGCUUGUAACACUUGUCCUGGCUACCCUGCCAUCCCUCCUCCUCGCCACGGCGGCAGCAACGGUGGCGGUGGCGGCAACGGAGGCGGAAACGGCGGUGGAAAUGGCGGUGGCGGCAACGGAGGUGGAAAUGGCGGUGGAAACGGCGGUGGCGGCAACGGAGGUGGAAAUGGCGGCGGGAACGGCGGUGGAAAUGGCGGUGGCGGAGGAGCCGGACAGUGCCCAAGGGAUGCUUUGAAGUUGGGUGUGUGUGCAAAUUUACUAGGAGGACUAGUGGGAGUGGUGAUCGGAGCUCCACCAACGCUGCCGUGCUGCAGCUUGAUCGCCGGGCUGGCGGAUCUAGAGGCGGCGGUGUGUCUGUGCACGGCGAUACGAGCCAACAUUCUCGGAAUAAACCUUAACGUCCCACUUUCCCUCAGCCUGGUCCUCAACAACUGUGGGCGCCAGGUUCCAAAUGGCUUCACCUGCUAAACCUCGUACGUAACUACGUACGGAUGCUUUAAUUUGCAUGCAAUCCAUAAUGCAUGAAACCCAGGGAGCUGAUGAGGGGAGCAUUAAAUUAAAAACAAUAUUACAAUAAUAUUAUUCACAAUUAUUAUAUUUGUCGUCGUAUGUGUUGUGUCGUUUGAUGUUCGUAACGCCUUGCAUGAAUAAGAUCGAAGCUAAGGUGUCUUCACUCUGUUUUUCUCAAACAUAUCAUAGCCAUUAUAUGUACUGCCUUCAAGAUUGGAGGCCAUCUUAUGUUUCCAUUAAUAAAAUUUAUUCAAAUUUUUAAUUUGUGUUUUA